GCCUCCUGUCACUGCUCUCUAGUUCUCUGUGACAUUUCCAGACCUCACUCUCCUUAUGCUCUUGUGUUGUGUAGAUGCCCCCUACUUUUCUGCCUUUAGCCCUUUAUAACCAAACCUGUUGUUAGUAUGGCUGAUAAAAGUCGUUUGGCUAUGAGAAGAAAGGAAAAGGAGAAAAAAGAAGACCCUGAGCCAGUCAAAAAUGUGAAAGAAGUGAAAGAGGAAGGGGAGACGCCAGCAGAGAAUGGAGAGGCACCCCAGGAGAAUGGAGAAGCGGCUGAGAAUGGAGAGCCUCAAGUGGAGCCUAUGGAGCUGCCCCCUUUUGAGAUCAUCACAGGGGACCGGAUAGAUCCAUUUGUGUUCAAGUUUCAGUUCAAAAACGUGGAGUAUUCGUCUGGACGGAACAAGACAUUUCUGUGCUACCUGGUGGACCGGGGCAGUGCAGAGGGGCUGCUGAGGGGGUACCUGGAGGAUGAGCACGCAGGGUCCCACGCAGAGGAGGCCUUCUUCACACAGUGUCUACCUGACUAUGACCCUGCAGUCAAGUACACUAUCACCUGGUACAUGUCGUCCAGCCCAUGUGCCGCCUGUGCUGCUAAGAUCGCUGAGGUGCUCAAAACGAGGAAGAGUGUCAAGUUGAGUAUUUUUGCAGCCCGUCUUUUUGAGUGGGAGGAGCCAGAGAUCCAGGCCGGGCUGAAGACCCUGCACGCUGCUGGAUGUAAGCUGCGCAUGAUGAAGCCUCUGGACUUCUCUUACACCUGGGACACCUUUGUGGAGGGCGAUGAGCAGGCCUUUAAUCUGUGGGAAGACUGCAAGGACAACUAUGAGUACUAUCAGGACAAGCUGGCUGAUAUAUUGCAGUAGCAAGUCAUCAAGAUUUAUCAACAUUUUUUUUUUUCCUCCCUAGAAAGCUUUGUGUCCGGAUGUCAUGACAUUAAAAAAGGUCUAUAGUGUGAGCUGGAGGUAUCUGCUACUUACAGGCUGUUUUGGUCUGGUGAAUGGUUAUUAAUGGAUAAAACAGAAAAAGUAUGUAGUACAGUUUUUACAGCUUUUAAUAGUCGGACAAAACAUUGUGAAUAGCAUCUGUACAGCUAACCAUUCAAGGAUGUAGUAGCUCCAAUGACAGCACAAACCAAAAUGUAGUAAUAAAAGGAUUCAAACAGGUGAGGAUGAAACUAAACUUCAUUAGCGGGAUGCGCUCUGAAGGAGGAGUGACUUAGCACUGGGGGCAAGGGAAGGAGAGACUCAGAGCAUCAAACAUUAAACUAAUUACCCAUUUCAACACAUUGUUUUUGGUGACUAUAGCAAUUUCUAAACAAUAAAACGUAACGUUGUGUUCUAAAUAUAUUAUGUGUUAGCAGUUAACACAAGUAUUACAGCCCUUCUUUAACUUGAACAUGAA
Molecule: messenger RNA, 1399 nt
Organism: Periophthalmus magnuspinnatus
Lineage: Eukaryota; Metazoa; Chordata; Actinopteri; Gobiiformes; Gobiidae
Gene: apobec2a
Product: apolipoprotein B mRNA editing enzyme, catalytic polypeptide-like 2a
Exons: 3
Coding region: 127-861 (244 amino acids)
Biological process (GO): cytidine to uridine editing
Cellular component (GO): cytoplasm; nucleus
Molecular function (GO): cytidine deaminase activity; RNA binding
Source: RefSeq, a predicted model, not a curated record